UGCACAAGGGGUGGGAGUGGGUGCUCUUGUAGCUGCUGGAAGCCAGGAUGGGAUAAUCAUGCGUGUCUGGCUCCGGGCGUUGAUGCAGCUGCCGUUGCGGGAUCCGGACUGGACUCGGGGCGCAGGGUGGGUCUAGUUCCCGAUUGGAGCUAUCUGGACCUCAUGUCGAUGUUAUCAAAUAUUCCCAGAAAGGCUAGGGCGAUGGCCGUGAGAAUAGUUGGUGCAGUUCUUUGAAACGUCCAGGCGAGAGAAAUCGACCGUUUUCACCGAUGGAGGAGAGAAUUUGUCCGUAUUAAAGCAGAGCCCGGUUGGAAUUACUUGGGAAAGAGGAACGGGAUACCCAGGCACCCCUUAGAGGAUAUCGAAGAAGCAUUUUACUUGUUUUCUUUAUCUUUUGUUUUUAACCUGGAUAGAGACAGAAACGCACCUGGGAGAACGGAUCACUUUUGCAUCGGUAAUUAGGAAAAGACUGCCUCCUUGGAGUGAGCGGCAGCCGCAUCCGACCGACCGACCGGGGGGGGGAUACUUGGAUGGAGAGAGGGCGCAGUGAGGGCUGAGAGAGCGGCUUGCCGUGUGUGUGUGUGUGUGUGUGUGUGUAGGAGGGGACGGAGGGAGACCGGGCAGUUUGAAGGGACGGGGAGCCAGGAGCGGCGCGGCGGCUCCAUGAGCGGCUCCUGCCGGGACAGAGCGCCCAGAGCCCAGCCGGAGCGUCUCCACCGCCGCGGGUAGAACCGCGGGCUACAGGACGGCGGCCAGUUUGGACGUUUUGAUGCAUAUGAUCACAACCACCAUGAUUUUUAUGAUUCUUGGUGCUUCAGUUGUAAUGGCGAUAGCCUGUUUAAUGGACAUGAACGCACUACUGGAUCGCUUUCACAACUACAUCUUACCGCAUCUACGAGGGGAGGACCGCGUCUGUCACUGCAACUGUGGAAGGCAUCAUGUCCACUAUGUAAUCCCAUAUGAUGGCGACCAUUCUUUGGUGGACUCAUCAGAAAACUACUUUGUAAGUGACAGUGUGACCAAGCAGGAGAUGGACUUGAUGCUGGGGCUGCUGCUGGGUUUCUGCAUCAGUUGGCUGCUGCUGUGGCUGGACGGAGUCCUACACUGUGCUGUCAGGGCCUGGAGGGCGAGCCGGUACUAUGAUACCCCGUCCUGGUCGUGGCUGCCCCAGUUCUGCAACCUGCGAGACCUCCGUCGCCGAGCCCAGCUCAGACAGCUGGAAGACUCCAGCGGCAACAUGGUCCACAUUAAGCAGAAGCUCUAUCACAACGGCCACCCUAGUCCUCGCCACCUCUGACUCUAAAAUGCAAAACAACAAAAACAAACAAACAAAAAACCCAAGACCCACUUCCCUCCUUUUCUUCUCCUCUCCAAAACCCCUCAUCCCCCUCCCAAACUGCCCCUUGGCCAACUGUUGCCUCAGAGACCCUGAAAAACUGCCCUCCCACCGUUCAUAACAUGGCCCCCUCAACCCCCCACGAGAGGACUUUCUUAUGACUAAACCUGGCCACUUUCAGCACUGAAAAAAAAUCCCAAAAUGGAGCAAGAUGACGAUUAUUUGUUGCCACUGAAAUCUUGUCCAUGUCUUAUGUCAUGUCCACCACUGUGGGAGGAGGAAGAGAAAAAAAAAACAUUUUUAAGGGUGUUUUUUUCUGUAUAGAGACAUUUUCUGUGUUCAUUGUUAAACUUGGCAUGCUCUCUUGGAACAGGGUAAGAUGUGGGCAGCGUAUGGAACGGGGUGGCAAGAUGGGUGUCGGGGUAUUUUUUUUUUCUGUAU
Scatophagus argus is the source of this 1777-nucleotide messenger RNA. It is a transcript of the gene tmem240a, whose product is annotated as transmembrane protein 240a. Lineage: Eukaryota; Metazoa; Chordata; Actinopteri; Scatophagidae. Bases 770 to 1297 code for a protein of 175 amino acids. The record is from RefSeq and is a predicted model, not a curated record. The transcript has 4 exons.